Lineus longissimus is the source of this 3616-nucleotide messenger RNA. RefSeq names its product synaptotagmin-10-like. Gene Ontology annotation, molecular function: calcium ion binding; clathrin binding; SNARE binding. Gene Ontology annotation, cellular component: plasma membrane; exocytic vesicle. NCBI's taxonomy places the organism in Eukaryota, Metazoa, Nemertea, Pilidiophora, Heteronemertea, Lineidae. Bases 418 to 1917 code for a protein of 499 amino acids. The transcript has 6 exons. Gene Ontology annotation, biological process: calcium-ion regulated exocytosis; regulation of calcium ion-dependent exocytosis; cellular response to calcium ion. The record is from RefSeq and is a predicted model, not a curated record.
UUUAAAGGGUUAACGGGUUUUCCUAUGAUAAAACUCCAAGACGGCACAAAUUUGAAUUGAAAUGUUUGUGCAAAUAACAAAAUCUACAGUAGGUUAAAACAGGUAUUCAAUGGAUUUGAGUUAUGGGUAGCAACCUAUUUGUCCUACAAAAACCUUGUUGACCUGGUUGAAAGAUAGGAAUACAAUGAGAAACAUUUCUACUGAAUUUCUGAUGCUGAACCUGCCUGUAAUAAACCCACUGGACUGCCAUUAUCCUUGGUGAUGGAUAUGAGGACACAUUAUCAUGUUAUGCAAGCAAACAUCUUGGGAAUAAUUUGUGAAGACUGAGUACCCCAAGGCAUGAGAGCGUCCAUGAAAUAAUUGGAUUAGGAAAUAAUUCCGCCGCUCCCAGGAAUAAAACUUCGGACCUUUAUCGUUAUGGCUCCAGACACGACGGACACCAUGUCGUUGCAUGAAUGGUAUAAAUCAGUUAAAGCUACAGGGGACCAGGUCCCUAAAGAGUCUGGUCCCAUGAACCAGCAUUUGGAGGUGGCUACAGCGACGACAGAGCAAGAAGACAUCCCACUGCUCUACGUCAUCAUCAUCCUUGUCAGUGUCAGCAUCCUCGUGUGCGGUAUUGUUAUCUACUGUACCUGGCGAUGCUGGAGAGCCAAAUGGAAGGACCACUCGUCUGUGAGCACCCCGGACAAAACACCGCCAGGAGUUGAGGUUACAAAUCUGAAAAUAAGUCAAAGUGUGCCUGAUCUGUCAGGAGAAAACGUACCACCGAAGCCAAAAAUGGGCAUUCUGAGUCCGUUUCGAUUCUCAAAGGUUGUUCCUCGGCAGACGACAUUACCAACAGUCCCACAGCGCCAUCUAUCAUUUCAACGACAACUCUCACAUAAGUUGGAUUUAUCAAAUGUCGAAUUUUCUGUUCAGAAAGUGAAAUCUAAAGGACAACCAGAUUUGGGGUCAUUGAAACCUGAACUGUACAGACAAUACUCUGAGCAGAGACGCCAGUCGCAUUUAUAUACUAAAAUCUGUGGUAGAUUGUACUUUUCUCUAUUUUACGAACACCAUAUCGAGAGUCUUGUCGUCCACAUCAUAAAAGCAGAGGACCUACCGGCGAAAGACUUUUCUGGGACGUCAGACCCUUAUGUGAAAGUUUAUCUACUGCCAGACAGAAAAACAAAAUUCCAAACAAAAGUUCAUCGAAAGACAUUGUCACCUGAAUUUGAAGAGAUUUAUAAUUUUAGUGUUCCGUAUAAUGAUCUACCAAAUCGAAUGUUACAGUUUAGUUUGUACGAUUUCGAUCGGUUUUCCCGCCAUGAUCUCAUUGGUUUAGUCCUUGUCAAGGAUUUGCUGACUGACACCGACUUGUCGCAGGAGACUGAUUACUGCAGGGAGGUUCUCUGUACACACCAGGAAAAGGUUGACUUGGGUGAGAUGAUGCUAUCACUGUGUUAUCUGCCGACGGCGGGCCGUUUAACUGUCGUCAUAAUAAAAGCCAGGAAUCUGAAGGCGAUGGACAUCACAGGCUCUUCUGACCCAUAUGUGAAAGUAUCAUUGAUGUGCCAGGGGAAGCGAAUAAAAAAACGAAAGACAUCUGUGAAAAAGAACACUUUAAAUCCCGUCUACAAUGAGGCGUUGGUUUUUGAUGUGCCUCAAGAUAAUGUGGAGGACAUUGCACUCAUGAUUAAAGUCAUCGAUUACGACAGGGUUGGUAGCAACGAACUGAUGGGUUGUGUGGCUGUUGGUCCCCUUUUCUUCGGCAUCGGUCGGGACCAUUGGUUUGAGAUGUUGGAGAAUCCAAGGAAGCCUGUGGCAGAGUGGUACCCGCUGUUGGAGUCCUUCCUAGGGCUGCAGAGUCGUGGGUCUGUGUCGACUAGUACUGCACCUCCUUACAGUCGAGGCAAGGUAAAGGGCUGUCUGUCUUGAGGGGACAAGUCCAAGACGUCAUAAUGGAUUAAUACCACUUUGAGAUUUAUUCUCGAUGGAGACAGAUUGUGAUCAAGGAUGUUUUUCAGAGAUGCCAUUUCUGAUGUAUUCAUAAUAUAGAUUUCAUGACAUCUUUCUUGGUGAUAGCGAAUUUCCAUAUGUUGCUCUACUAUACUAAUAGUAGGAAUUUAUGUAAUUUAUCUGAAAUUCGGAAGGUUCUCUGAACACUUGGUUAAUUUAAGAAUUGUGAUAUUAAUCACCACCCAAACGAGGGAGAGUCAACCUUGAGUGAGAACUGCCCUGCCCUCUGGAGAAAAUGUUAUAAACUAAUAAUACCCGCAUGAGGGAGAUCCCCACUUCAGUAAUUUGAACAAGGGAUAUUUUAUCCUGAAUGUACUUCAACAGGGCAGUCAGGUUGAUUAAGGUCUCACUGAAGAAGGAGUUCUCGGCUGAACCUUGUGAUAUUUGGACAUGUUUAUUAACACAGGAUUAGUUACUUCUUUUUCAUUAUCGAAGAUUUAAUCAUCAUCAUAUCGAUUUUAUUCAUGUUUGUUAUUGUUGUCUUUUAAAGUAUAUUUUUCUAAAUAUAUUAGCUGUUGUUUACUAGCCUAUAGUGCAUAUGGUGUACCAGUCGGCAAAAUUCUACAUGAUUGAAGAUAUGGUGAUAGUGAGUCAAAUUGACACACCACAUGAUGCCAAAUUUACAUCACCAAAUGAUGUCAAGUACAAGACCAAAUGCUGUCAAUUAGUGACGUCUUAAGUGGUUGCUCAUAUGAACUGCGAAAAGAGGAUUGAAACCUGAGUUGGCACAUUAUGACUUAUUAUCCAUCCUUGAUUUAGAGAUCCACAUAUUGUGUAAUACUGCAGACAUUCGACUUCAGUCAGAUGUGCAUUGAAGUCAAAUGUGCAUGACACAUGUAUUUCUCAUUGUCAUUGAGAAUAAGUUAUAAUGUUGUUGGAUGAAGAAAUCAAUUGUUGUUUUACAUCAAAGACAAGGAAUAUCAAAGUCUAUGAGAUGUUUAAUGUAGAUGAUGUUGUAAAAUAUUUAUUGAAAAAAUUAUAAGAGAAUUGUUUAUAGUUAAUAAAUUGAUGUCGUGAUAUUAUGAGAAAUCUGGGGCAAUGAAUUGACAGGAUCAAAGCCUUUAGGAAAAUGGCUGACUGGAGUGGGAUGACAUUUUACAAUGGUUACAUGUACAGGAGUCUGAAGCUGACAGAAAUGGCCAUCAUUAUUAUAUUUCUCAAUUUAUGUAUCAAUGUAAUUUUUCACUCUCGUGUCAUAUCAUGUCAUGUCAUGUCGAGUUUUUUUUAUAAGCCUAAACCAAUUCACAAACAUGAUUGUGACAGGUGACAUGUGAACUGUGACUUGAGGAAUAAAAAUGUAAACUUGGAUGAAGGAAAAGCUUUUUAAUAUUUUGUUAGUUUAAUCACCUCAUCUUUCUCAUUGUUCUAGCUUGAACUUAUCAGAGACUAUGGAAAGGAUCGAAGCAGUUGCUCUAAUAUAUUGCUAUCAUCUAAAAUUGUACAUGUUAUCAUUAUUACUGGCAAAUGAAUUGUAUUAUACACAGAUCAUACUGUUUAUUUUCAUCUUGAAAAAUGUUGUGUGAUGCAAAAGUGAUAAAUAAACCAAAAUGAUUUUACAUGAAUUGUGUUUUUGUUAUGUUAUACCGCAGUAUUUAUUGUCCUCGAUUGAAUGAAGCUG